AUGGCAUUGAUGAGAGGUAGAGAGAGAAAGGAGGAGAGGUGUGAGAGAGAGGGGGGAAGAAAGUUUUAUAGGAACAUGAGACUUCAAGGAAAUCGAGAGAGGCUAAAAGUUGCCAUUUUUAUACUUAUUUUUUUCUUCUUCUGCGUUAAAUAACUUCCACCCUUGUUACGUACUCGCUCUCCAUCUUUUUCCGGCGGCGGCGCUCCGCCGUCCGGAAAUACUCCCCACCGCCUUCAGUCCUUCGCCUUCUCAUUCUUUCUCACUUCAAGCUUAAGCAAUGGGAAUUUUUCAAGGAGUUAUUGAGGACAUCAAUGCAAGGAAAAUAUAUUACAAGCAAGAUUGGCUUGAUGCCGGCCGCUCAGGCAUAAGCAUAGUGGCUCCAGCAACAUACAUUUUCUUUGCUUCUGCUAUUCCAGUGAUUGCUUUUGGGGAGCAAUUGAGCACAGAAACAGAUGGAAGCUUGAGUACAGUUGAAACUCUUGCUUCUACUGCAAUCUGUGGAAUUAUUCAAGCAAUUUUUGGUGGACAACCUCUAUUGAUUUUAGGAGUUGCAGAGCCAACAAUCAUAAUGUACUCAUAUCUCUACACUUUUGCCAAGUCGAGUCCAGACAUAGGGAAGGAGCUUUUUCUGGCUUGGGCUGGAUGGGUUUGCAUUUGGACUGCCCUCAUGCUGUUUCUACUUGCUAUAUUUAAUGCCUGCAAUAUACUCAGUAGGUUCACAAGGGUUGCAGGGGAACUAUUUGGCAUGUUGAUUACAGUGCUUUUUUAUCAGGAGGCUAUAAAGGGGGUAGUGGGUGAAUUUGGUGCCCCUAUAGGCGAUCACGGGAAAGCUGAGGAUCACCAAUUCCAGUGGCUCUAUAUAAAUGGUUUGCUAGCAGUCAUCUUCUCAUUUGGAGUUCUCAUAACCUCCAUUAGAAGUAGAGAAGCUAGGUCUUGGCCUUAUGGUACUGGAUUUUUUCGAAGUUUUAUAGCGGACUAUGGGGUUCCCCUUAUGGUUGUGUUGUGGACAGCAGUCUCUUUUACUGUACCAAAGGAGGUUCCAUCGAGCGUACCUCGUAGACUUGUUUGCCCUCUUCCCUGGGAACCUGCAUCUAUGAAUCAUUGGACAGUUAUCAAGGAUUUGGGAAAAGUCCCACCACUUUACAUUCUUGCUGCCGCCAUUCCUGCUACAAUGAUAGCAGGUCUAUACUUCUUUGAUCAUAGCGUAGCUUCACAGAUGGCCCAACCCAAGGAAUUCAAUCUUAAAAAGCCUUCUGCUUACCAUUAUGAUAUCCUAUUGCUUGGUGUCAUGACUUUGAUUUGUGGAUUGCUUGGACUCCCUCCAUCAAACGGGGUCCUUCCACAAGCACCAAUGCAUACAAAGAGUCUUGCUGAGCUUAAGGGGCAGUUGAUGCGAAAGAGAAUGGUGGCAAGUGCAAAAGAAGGCAUGAAGAUGCAAGCAACCAAAUCGGAGAUUUAUGGGAGGAUGCAGGCUGUGUACGUUGAAAUGGACGCCUCUCCAGCUCCUGUAGCGGAAAAAGAGUUGCAAAACUUGAAGGUGGCUGUAUUGAAGAAUGAUGAUAAAGAUGGUGAUGGGAACUUUGACCCUGUGAAACAGAUUGAUGCCCAUUUGCCUGUGGGAGUUAAUGAACAAAGAGUUAGCAAUCUCUUGCAAUCCAUUUUUGUUGGACUUGCUGUGUGUGCAGUUCCUGUGAUGAGGAUGAUACCAACCUCAGUUCUUUGGGGGUACUUUGCUUACAUGGCAACCGACAGUCUCCCUGGCAAUCAAUUCUGGGAGAGAAUCGUUCUGCUUUUUGUUCCUGCUAAUAGACGAUUCAAGGUCUUGGAGGGCAUCCAUGCCUCGUAUGUUGAUUCAGUACCCUUCAAAUACAUUGUAGGUUUUACACUCUUCCAAUUUGUGUAUCUACUGUUCUGCUUUGGAGUCACAUGGAUACCAAUCUUUGGAGUGCUAUUCCCCUUGCCAUUCUUCGCUAUGAUAAGCAUUAGAGAACACGUUCUUCCCAAGUUUUUCCCAGCUGAUUACUUGAAGGAUUUAGAUUCAUCGGAGUACGAGGAAGUUGAAGGCCAUUCAUUUAACAUGGGGAGCAUGCAUAGCAGGGAUGGAGAAUCGCCAAAUCCCGAGGAUGAGGAUUACUCUUCUGCUGAGAUGUUGGAUGAGAUGACCACUAACAGAGGUGAACUAAGGCAUAGGUCUAUGAGCGUCAGGCAGUAUUAGAUGGAAUCCAACAAUCCACCAGAGGGCAAGAACCGGUGAUGCAGUGAGUGAUACGAACGCUUAUCGGGAUGAAGCGGCGUUACAUAAUGCCUGAUGUAGUGCAAAAUACACUGGGUUGGGUGAAAGGAGAAGAACCAUAGAAAUUUGACUACCCAAAUUCAAUGAAAGUGUGGAUAAAGUCAUUCAGGUUUUCUUUAUAUAACAUAGAUGGAUAUGAUGUUUAAUUUUUUUCUCCCAGAUUCUGGUUCUGGUACUAAUUUUGCUGCAGUGUUUUGUAUUGUUUUUCCUAG
Molecule: messenger RNA, 2505 nt
Organism: Ipomoea triloba (trilobed morning glory)
Lineage: Eukaryota; Viridiplantae; Streptophyta; Magnoliopsida; Solanales; Convolvulaceae
Product: probable boron transporter 7
Exons: 14
Coding region: 278-2215 (645 amino acids)
Biological process (GO): monoatomic ion homeostasis; monoatomic anion transport; transmembrane transport
Cellular component (GO): plasma membrane
Molecular function (GO): solute:inorganic anion antiporter activity
Source: RefSeq, a predicted model, not a curated record